This is a messenger RNA of Arabidopsis lyrata subsp. lyrata, 1177 nucleotides long. RefSeq names its product F-box protein SKIP19. The coding region runs from base 26 to 952 and encodes 308 amino acids. Lineage: Eukaryota; Viridiplantae; Streptophyta; Magnoliopsida; Brassicales; Brassicaceae. The record is from RefSeq and is a predicted model, not a curated record. Gene Ontology annotation, molecular function: protein binding. The transcript is spliced from 2 exons.
UUUCUGACAAAUUCGAUACUUAAAAAUGGCUUCUUCGUCUUUACCUCCGGCGAUGGAGGUCGGAGAAUCUAGAAAUUGGACGGAGCUUCCACCGGAACUGACGUCAUUGAUACUGCACCGUCUUGGCGCGAUUGAGAUACUUGAAAACGCUCAGAAAGUUUGCAGAUCGUGGCGCCGCGUUUGUAAAGACCCAUCGAUGUGGCGUAAAAUCGACAUGCAUAACCUCGGAGAUUUGGAAGACAUGGAAUUCAACCUCGAUAUCAUGUGUCGUCACGCUGUUGAUCGUAGCCAGGGAGGCCUGGUUGAGAUCGAUAUAUGGUAUUUCGGUACUGAUGGUCUCCUCAAUUACAUCGCCGAUAGGUCGAGUAAUCUGAGAAGCCUUAGACUGACAAGGUGCUCUCAAAUUACGGACGAUGGACUUGUCGAAGCAGUUUUGAAACUUCCACUGCUUGAAGACCUCGAGUUGUCAUACUGCUCAUUGUCAGGAGUGUCUCUGAAAGUUCUAGGCCAGUCUUGUCCAAAUAUGAAGAUAUUGAAGUUAAAGAGCUAUCCUCAAAAAGAGAAUGACGAUGAUGCUCUAGCGAUUGCUGAAACAAUGCCUAAACUUCGCCAUCUCCAGCUUUUUGGGAACGGAUUAUCAGACACCGGCUUAAACGCCAUUCUUGACAGUUGUCUAAACCUGGAACAUCUUGAUUUACGCCGGUGUUUCAAUGUUAAUCUUAUUGGGGAUCUGCAGAAGCGGUGUUCUGAGAGGGUCAAAGUUGUGAGACACCCUAAUGACUCGACUCAUGAUAUCGACAUUGGUUCAUCAGAAGACGAAUACCCUUAUGGCUUCUCUGAUAUCGAUCUCAUGUCAGAUGAUACUGAGUUUGAUGAUUACUAUGACCUCACAGGUGCUAGUGACUAUUCUGACUAUGACCAGUUUGAUUACUAUGAUGACAUGCUUAUCUAGAGGCAUCGGUUUUGUGCAGGUGAAAUUUUUCGAACUUGUUCAUGACUUCUUUUAAGUAAGCUCAUAGUUUCAAUGGACUUUAAUGUGUCCUUGUGGUAUGUAACCCGUUUGUAAUGAUGUCUUUAGUUAGCUGUUUCCUCUCUACAAUUUCUAAACUCAGAAAAGCUUCAAAGAUGGUGAUUGUUUCAUCUUCCUUUGACUAAAAUAAUUGAGUUUAUUCUGCAA